Trifolium pratense (red clover) is the source of this 795-nucleotide messenger RNA. RefSeq names its product GRF1-interacting factor 2-like. The record is from RefSeq and is a predicted model, not a curated record. Lineage: Eukaryota; Viridiplantae; Streptophyta; Magnoliopsida; Fabales; Fabaceae. Gene Ontology annotation, molecular function: transcription coactivator activity. The transcript is spliced from 4 exons. Gene Ontology annotation, cellular component: nucleus. The coding region runs from base 115 to 585 and encodes 156 amino acids. Gene Ontology annotation, biological process: cell population proliferation; leaf development; positive regulation of transcription by RNA polymerase II.
AGCGAAAACUGCAACAUUUGAACUCGUUUCAGGGGAAGAAGAAGAAACGCUGUCUAGGGUUUUGCGUUUGAUUUGCGUUUUCGUUUCACACUGCGAAAGACAAGAAUCAGAAAAAUGAUGAACGCUGAUCCUUCUCUCCCUAUGUUAACAACCGAACAGAUUCAAAAGUGCUUGGAGGAGAAUAAGGAGUUGAUAUUGGCAAUACUGGAAGGUCAAAACCAGGGGAAAUAUGGCGAGAUUGCCCCAUAUCAAGCCAAGCUUCAGCAGAACCUGACUUUUCUCGCCAAACUUGCUGAUGUUGGGCCCCAGGCUGGUCCUCAGGCACAAACACAUUCUCAGGGGCAAGGGAUGCAGCAACAGCAGCAGCAGCAGCAGCAACCUCAAGUAGCAAUGUCCCAGCAACGACCGGACUUCUCUUCUGUAAACCCGGGUUUCGAUAUGAACGAGCAGCAGCAACAACAACAACAACAGUUCGCGAUGUCUUUACAACAGCCUGAUCUUUCAACUUCAAAGUUGGGUUUCCAAAUGAAUGAGCAGCACUCUAAGCAACCAAAUUUCUUCCAACAGCGUCAACUUUUUCCCUGAAGGCAUGAAUAGCCUUACUGGUUCUAACAACAUUGGCAUGCAAACAAGAAUCCUGGUUCUUUCAACUUCAGAUGUAGGUCCUAGUUGGUCUUAGUAGUAGUUAACAUUUUGGAUCCUGUGAAAAACUGGAUGUAUACAAAACCAUGAAAAUGUUGUUCAACUUUUAGCCGUCAAAUUUUUCGCUAAUAUCAAAAUGAAAAUGUUUUAUUU